This is a messenger RNA of Gryllus bimaculatus (two-spotted cricket), 1820 nucleotides long. The record is from the annotation of a GenBank genome assembly. Lineage: Eukaryota; Metazoa; Arthropoda; Insecta; Orthoptera; Gryllidae.
AUGCUGCGGAGAAUCAACCCCCAACAAGCAAACACGUCAGAACAGCUCACCUGUCACACGUGGAAAGCUUGGUUGGCCUGUAUUGCAGGGAUGGAUGGAUUGCUGUUAGAUGACAUCGUGCAUGAUGUCCAGCUGAUUAUGACAAGAAUGGUUACGCGAACCGCGAACCUCACGAGUUGGUGGGCGGACGGACGGACAGCAGCUGAACCAGCUACGGGUGACAGUGGCGUCAGCCGUGUGUGGGACGGUAACUACUCCAAUCAUCCAACAGCAAAUUAUAUCCUCUGGACAAUAGAAGGUAUUGAGUGCAUAGAUGGAGCUGACAAAAAGAGCACAAUGACGCGAGUUGAUUUGAAAGUAGUGUUAUUGGGAAGUGAAUAUGUGGGGAAAACUAGUUUAAUGGAUCGAUAUGUGAAUGAUCGUUUUCGAGGAAAUACACCUUAUCAAAACACCAUUGGAGCUGCCUUUGCAGCGAAACCUGUUGAAGCAAAAGGCAAAAGAUUUGUGAUAGGAAUAUGGGACACUGCUGGAAGUGAAAGGUAUGAGGCCAUGAGUCGCAUCUAUUAUAGAGGUGCGAAAGCUGCCAUUGUUUGUUAUGAUAUUAACAACUCUACUUCAUGGGACCGUGCAAAGUUUUGGAUUUCAGAAUUGAGAAGAUUUGAAGAGGAAUGUAAAAUUUAUCUUUGUGCUACAAAACUUGAUACUACUAGUGAUAGUUCUAAUGUGCGUGCAAUAAAAUAUGAAAAAGCAAUUAAAUAUGCUGAUGGAAUCAUGGCAAAAUAUGUGGAAACUUCUAGUAAAACAGGAGAGAAUGUUGACACGCUAUUUAAUAUGAUAGCUGAAGAUUAUAUAUCAAAUCCUGAAAACAUGAAACAAGUGGAAGAAACUAUUUGUUUAACAGCCAAAGAUAAAAGAUCUAGUUGCUGUAUUGGGGGAUCAUGACUUUUGUGUAUGCUAGAUAAAAUAGUACAUACGAUUCUGCUAUAAUUGUGAUGAAAUACCAGAAGGCUGUGAGUGACUUUUAUUCUUUUAACUGGCAAUCAUGUUUGAAAUGUGUAUUUAUUGGCCUUGACACGCUAUGAUAUAUGCCUACACUUUCUUGGCACCGUUAUUCUUGAAAAAGCUAUGUACUUCGAACAAAUCAUAUGUAUUAACAUUUUUACUUGAUUUACUCAUAAAUUCUACUUGAGUUGUGCUGGAAGAGUUAAAGGUAAUUUAAGAACAUGCUUCUGUGAAUGCAAUGUAAUAUAUUAAAAUGUACAGAUGUCAGUCUUAUAAAUGAUUUGUACAAUAUUUGAAUACAAUAAAAUACUUUAUAUAUUAUCUUUGAAAUAAUACACAUAUGUAACAGAUUAAAACAUUACAAUAUCAAUAAUAAUACUUAAUUUAUUCAAUUUGCAUGUGAUGACAAUUCACAUCUGCUCUCAUCUAUAACUUGGAAUAUCACAGAAUAUUAAUACUGAUGCAAGGAGUUGCAUACUUUUCUACCUUUUAUGAAUUUCCUCACUUUACAAUUGAUUAAUUAGCAAGGAGAAACUGUUACUGAUUCAUAAAUGUAAUCAAAACAGUGGACCUCAAAAGGCAUACAAAAGUAGAAUAUAUGUGGAUUUGUUAAGUCUUCAACAUUCAAAAUUCCACUAAACCUGAAAUGUUGCAAUUGAUUGUUAUUUUAGUGUUUGACACAUUAUAUAUUAUUCAGUCUUUUAUAUUAGAACGUUAAUAUUUUUCCACUUCUGACAUAACACUUGUAAAUAUUAUGUAUUAGUUCACAAAAUCAAAUUUAAACAUUUGUUGUUGUUGUAGUUUUUUUUUUUUGUGUU